AUGAAGAGCUCUGUGCCGUUUGUGGCAUAUCUAACUUUCAGAGAACUCCGAGAGAGACAAACAGAGAAUCUCAAGAGAAACAAAAACUUAAAGAAAAUGUACUCACGAUCUAACAGCAUGACUCUGACAGUCCGCAAACAAGAGAGCUUCGCCUUCUCCAGGAUGGCGACCCGCAGCACGCAGCCCGAGGUGUUCACCUUCGAGCGGAUCCCGGCUCAGGCCACCGCCGUGCCCUCCUACGUUCCCAUCCGGCCGAAGAAGCGCUGCACCCGGGUGAUGUACCCCGCUAAUGUCCGCAUGCACCUUCCACCACCAGAGAAGAGCCAGGCCAAGAGGUGGCUGGUCAUCCUGUGCCUGGUGGUGCUGUGGCAGAUCUACACCGAGGAGCCCUGCGCUGAGACGCCGCUGAGCAGUGCAGACAGCUCGGUCAGUGACUACCAGGGUUUCCCCUUCCAGUCCGCGGAGGAGCAGGCGCUGCAGUUCACAGAUCUCAGCUCCAACUCCGUGGCUCUGUCAACCUCACACAGCAACUGUAUGGACGGCAGCUCAUCCAGUGAAGAGUCCAUCAUCUCCACCACCACCUGCCCGAUGACCAGCCCGGAGACCGAAAGCAACCACGGGUUCGAGCAGAGCGCCGGGAAGAGCUACAUGGUGGCUCUGCUGGUCUACCACAGACUGGGCAGCGACAACUAA
This is a messenger RNA of Scomber japonicus (chub mackerel), 693 nucleotides long. RefSeq names its product immediate early response 3 (gene ier3). Lineage: Eukaryota; Metazoa; Chordata; Actinopteri; Scombriformes; Scombridae. Bases 1 to 693 code for a protein of 230 amino acids. The transcript has a single exon. The record is from RefSeq and is a predicted model, not a curated record. Gene Ontology annotation, biological process: negative regulation of apoptotic process.